AUGGAGAUCAAGAUGAUAGAGAUAGUUACAGUAAGAAAAGUGUUAUUGGUCGGGUUUUCGAUCUUGAUACUGAAUUGGGUAUGGAGAGCUGUGAAUUGGGUUUGGUUAAGGCCAAAGAGACUGGAGAAAUAUCUGAAGAAACAAGGAUUUUCUGGGAAUUCUUACAGAAUUCUGAUGGGAGACAUGAGAGAGAGUAAUCAGAUGGAUCAAGUUGCUCAUUCUCUUCCUCUCCCUCUUGCCGGCGAUUUUCUCCCUCGCAUGAUGCCUUUUCUCCACCACACUGUUCUAAAUCAUGGGAAGAAGUGUUUCACAUGGUACGGACCGUACCCGAACGUGAUAGUAAUGGAUCCAGAGACACUGCGAGAGAUAAUGUCAAGACACGAACUCUUUCCAAAGCCAAAGAUUGGGUCACAUAAUCAUGUUUUCCUCAGUGGUCUUCUCAAUCACGAAGGUCCUAAAUGGUCCAAACAUCGAAGCAUUCUUAAUCCUGCUUUUCGUAUCGACAAUUUGAAGUUUUGGUACAUGAUUGAAUAA
Thlaspi arvense is the source of this 534-nucleotide messenger RNA. Lineage: Eukaryota; Viridiplantae; Streptophyta; Magnoliopsida; Brassicales; Brassicaceae. The record is from the annotation of a GenBank genome assembly.